AUGGGAUAUCUGCUAGAUUUGACAGUGGACAACAUGAAGUUCUACAACAUCAUCAAUGGCCAGCGCCGUGGGAGCGAUAACCACCACCAAUGCACAGAUCCCCGCACGGAGGAACCGCUCUGGGACGCUCCCCUCGCCACGACGCAAGAUCUCGAGGAAGCCGUUGCGGCCGCACAAAAAGCCCUCAAGACUUGGUCCAAGACCUCCAUCGAAGAGAGAUCUGACUACUUGCGCAAGAUUGUUGACAUUUAUACCACCCACAAGGAUGAGCUGAAAGAAAUCGUCAUGAAAGAAACGGGGAAAUCGUUCACUGAGUUGGCUCGCACAUGCUCACAAUCAACAGCAAAUGUUCACCUCGAAGAUGAAAUUACUUUCGAGGAUGAGAACAUCAAGAUUGUCGCCACUCAUCAGCCACUGGGCAUCGUAGGGGCUAUCUGUCCUUGGAACUUCCCUCUCAUCCUGUCAAACAUUAAAGUGGCAUCUUCGCUCAUCACAGGCAACUGCAUCAUCGUCAAGCCCUCCCCCUUUACUCCGUACUCCGUCAUGAAGUCCAUCGAACUGCUCAUCGACGUCUUCCCUCCCGGUGUCGUACAGGUGGUCAACGGCGGCGUCGACCUGGGUAUCGCAAUGACCCUGCAUCCAGGCAUCGCCAAGAUCAGCUUCACAGGGACCAUUGCAACAGGCAAGAGCGUCAUGGCGAGCUGCGCAAAGACUCUUAAGCGUCUGACCUUGGAGCUGGCGGGUAACGACGCGGCGAUCGUGACGGACGACAUUGAUAUUGCAAAGGUGGCAGGACAGGUCGCGCAAGGAUGCUUCUUCAACGCCGGGCAGAUGUGCGUAGCGACGAAGCGAGUUUACGUCCACGACUCGGUGUAUGAAAAGUUCCUGGAUGCCUUCAAGAGCGCGGUUGCCGAGAAAUACGUCAUCACUAAAGACGCACACGCGCCCAGCUUGUUCGGUCCCGUCUCGAACAAGAUGCAAUACGACGUUGUUAAGGAUAUCUUUGAUCACUACAAGAAGAACGGCUUCAAUAUGAUUGCUGCGGACCAUCCCCAAGACUCCAAAGGCUUCUGGAUACCCCCGACCAUUGUCACAAAGCCUCCCGAUGACUCUAUCUUGGUCAAGGAAGAACAAUUCGGCCCGAUUGUACCCAUACUAUCUUGGACAGAGGAAGACGAGCUGUUCCAGCGGGUGAACCUGGCCAACGCCGGUCUCGGGUCUUCGGUUUACUGCCGUGAUUUAGGCCGUGCCGAGAGCCUUGCCCGGAGGGUGGAGGCGGGAACGGUCGCUAUCAACCUUCCCGAGAUACCGCACCACGGGGGUUACUUCUCCGGCAUGAAGGACAGCGGUCAUGGGGGCGAGAUGGGCAAACACGGCCUUCAUUCGUACUGUUACACGCAAAGUCUGCAGUUUGGCAAAAGUUGA
Messenger RNA from Colletotrichum fioriniae, 1425 nucleotides. The record is from RefSeq and is a predicted model, not a curated record. NCBI's taxonomy places the organism in Eukaryota, Fungi, Ascomycota, Sordariomycetes, Glomerellales, Glomerellaceae.